AUGAACAGCUCCACGGCAGGCUCCGAGGGGGGCUGGCAUCCUGAGUCCGUGAUCAUCCCCCUGGUGUACCUCGUCAUCUUCCUCGUGGGCACGGUGGGCAACAGCCUGGUCCUGGCCGUGCUGCUGCGCAACGGGCAGGUGAAGAACACCACCAACCUCUUCAUCCUCAACCUGGGGGUGGCCGACCUCUGCUUCAUCCUCUUCUGCGUCCCCUUCCAAGCCACCAUCUACACCCUGGAGGGGUGGGUGUUUGGGCCCUUCAUGUGCAAGGCUGUCCACUUCUUCAUCUACCUCACCAUGUACGCCAGCAGCUUCACCCUGGCCACCGUCUCCCUCGACAGGUAUUUGGCCAUACGAUACCCCCUGCACUCGAGGGAGCUGAGGACGCCCCGGAAUGCCCUCAUGGCCAUCGGCCUCAUCUGGGGGCUUUCCUUCAUCUUCUCGGGCCCUUACCUCAGCUACUACCAGGAAUUCCAGCUGGCCAACCUGACCGUGUGCCACCCCAUCUGGGAGAUCUCCCAGCGCAAGGUCAUGGACAUCUGCACCUUCGUCUUCAGCUACAUCAUCCCGGUGCUGAUCCUGAGCCUCACUUACGUGCGGACUAUUCGCUACCUGUGGAAGUCCGUGGACCCUCUCCAAGACAUGUCCGAGUCCAAGAAGGCCAAGCGGAAGGUCACCAGGAUGAUCAUCAUUGUGGCCGUGCUGUUCUGCCUCUGUUGGCUGCCCCACCACCUGGUCAUCCUCUGCGUCUGGUUCGGGUACUUCCCCCUCAACCACUCCACGUACGUGCUCCGCAUCCUGUCGCACGUCAUCUCNNNNGCCAACUCCUGCGUCAAUCCCAUCGUCUAUGCCCUGGUCUCCAAACACUUCCGCAAGGGCUUCAAGAAGAUCUUCAGCUGCCUCCUGCACAAGAAGGCAGCCCACAGGGUGCACGUGGCCCAGGUGACCAACACCGUCAGCACGCUGGAGGCAGAGCUCAGCGAGGUGACCCAGCUCAGUGAGGCCCUGCCCGGCCGCUCCGCCGCGCGCUGCAGGGUCCCAGCCCAGCCCUGGGGGGAGGUGGAGCUGGUGGGACAGCAGCACAAAGCAGAUGGCUCCUUCGUCACCUUCAGUGUCAGCUAGCAGAGCUUCUCCCCACCCCACGGCUUUGCGGGCUCCUGCAGCAAUGGCAGGCCUGGGGACAGGCCUACGUUUUGGGUUGAA
Lepidothrix coronata (blue-crowned manakin) is the source of this 1203-nucleotide messenger RNA. It is a transcript of the gene GALR2, whose product is annotated as galanin receptor 2. The record is from RefSeq and is a predicted model, not a curated record. Gene Ontology annotation, cellular component: membrane. The transcript has 3 exons. NCBI's taxonomy places the organism in Eukaryota, Metazoa, Chordata, Aves, Passeriformes, Pipridae. Gene Ontology annotation, molecular function: G protein-coupled receptor activity. Gene Ontology annotation, biological process: G protein-coupled receptor signaling pathway. The coding region runs from base 1 to 1122 and encodes 373 amino acids.